This is a messenger RNA of Spathaspora passalidarum NRRL Y-27907, 1209 nucleotides long. RefSeq names its product globin. The record is from RefSeq and is a predicted model, not a curated record. Gene Ontology annotation, molecular function: nitric oxide dioxygenase [NAD(P)H] activity; heme binding; FAD binding. Gene Ontology annotation, cellular component: intracellular anatomical structure. The transcript is spliced from 4 exons. Lineage: Eukaryota; Fungi; Ascomycota; Pichiomycetes; Serinales; Debaryomycetaceae. Gene Ontology annotation, biological process: nitric oxide catabolic process; cellular response to nitrosative stress. Bases 1 to 1017 code for a protein of 338 amino acids.
AUGCAUAGCGGUAGUGAGGGAUUUUCAUAUUCCUUCUCUUAUGUUAUAAUUGAACAUUUAACUGUUUUGGGGGCUUGUGGUUUCAAAGAAGAAAACAGCACAGAAAAUUUUUCACUGUUAUGGUUUCAAGAAAACCAACACUUCGUCCUAGGACCCAUCCUUAUAAGGUAUACUUGGAACACAUUGCUAGUAGAAGAUGAAGGGACUACACUUAAACGUCAGACUAGACCACUGAGUCCAGAUUUCUUAUGUGAAUGCACUGAGGAUAUUACCCCAAGAUCAAGUGAAGAUCUGUUUGAUAGUCAAGAUACAAUCACGGGCAUGGCUCGAGUGAUCAAAUCCAAUUCUACAGGAAUUGCAACCAGUUUGUUUUGCCGCCAAUUUUAUGCCAAUAUAAUAGCCCGUGAUCGUGAAAUGAAAAAUAUAUUCCCAUCUAUAGAGCAUCAAUCUCUAGAUUUAGCUUCAGUGUUGACCAUUGUGGUUUUGCAAUUAGAUGAUUUGUCCAGUUUAGAGGAUUAUUUAAUGAAAUUAGGUAAAAGACAUACCCGAAUUUUAAACAUUGAACCAGUUCAUUAUGAAAUAUUAGGAGAGGUUCUAAUUCAAACUUUUCAUGAAAGAUUUGGAAAUAAGUUCAAUCAAGAAUUGGAAAUUGUUUGGAUUAAGUUGUAUCUUUUCUUGGCCAAUUCCCUUUUACAAUAUGGAAUUGAUCCUGUGCUCAACGUUGAAAAAGAGGCUGUUGACCUUAAGCGUGUUCCCACGCAUAUGAGCACCUCGUCCGUGAGAACCGAGAAAACUUUGGUAGGAAGUCCCAAGAAAGGAUUGUAUCAAGAUGAAAAAGCUGAAAAUUCAGAUAUCGAUAGUGUUACAAAUGAGGUUCAUAUGAUUGCCUAUAUUUGUGCGAACAAAGCUAGUUUCUGUAAGCUAGCCUUCCGGUAUGACAAUUUAACAAACAGAAAUAUUACAAUGUUUACUGCUGGCAUUGUAUUGGCUACAGAGAGCUAUCUUGUCAUCACGUAAUAGAAUUACAAAUACCCAAGUAAAUUUUUUUUAAAAAGUACAAUUAUUUUCUUGUUUGACAUAAUUAAACUUCUCCUGGAGUUAGUUUAAGCUGUUAGACAUGACAUCCCCUUCUAUUGACUUUUAGAGAGGCAAGUACAAGUAUAAUAUUCACUAUUGCGGAGAUUUGUGCCAAGGAAGCCGUAAUUCUGC